UUUUGCACAAGUUGAUUAUCAAAGGAUACAAAUUUGAUCCUGCAUCAUUCAUGCCGGUGGUUGAUGACUUGGGUAAACGAGGAAACAAGCACGAGGCUGAUGAACUUGCAGAGAAGAUGUUGGAGAUGGCUUCAGAUGGUAGAGUGGAAAACAAGAUAUCUCGAAAAGAAAAGGAAUCAAUCCAUAGAAAAGGAACAAAGUAUGGUGGAGAUGCCUGGCAAACAAUAGUGCACAGGGAUGAUGGAAGUGGAAUCGCUUUGAAAUCCCUUAAGGGGGUACAGAAAGGUUGGGGUCAGGGAAGUAUACCGAGUUUGCGGCCCCAGAAAAAUGAGCUUUUUGAUUACUGGUGAAGUUGGUUGUUUAAGUUCCCAUUUAUCAGAAGAUAGGGGUGGAGGUUACUGGUCAUUAAGCAAGGAUUAAUUUUUCAUUCAUGGAGGAUUUCCUAUG
This is a messenger RNA of Hibiscus syriacus, 447 nucleotides long. Its product is annotated as pentatricopeptide repeat-containing protein At2g17140-like. The transcript has 2 exons. Bases 51 to 350 code for a protein of 99 amino acids. Lineage: Eukaryota; Viridiplantae; Streptophyta; Magnoliopsida; Malvales; Malvaceae. The record is from RefSeq and is a predicted model, not a curated record.